AAAUGACUUAAAAAUAAGAUACAAAAUGCAAUCACACAUUGCACAUAAGUUUAUACUUGUAAUGGACUAUUAUAAUACAAAACAUUUUACUCGGCAUUUUCUUCAACUUAUGAGAUAUAUGCAUUUUGAGAUUCUCAAACUUUCACAUGAACUUAAUCGUGCCUAUACUUAUCAAAUUCUGUUAGACUUAGCAGUACAUUUUACAUUAAUAACGUGUGGACUUUAUAAUAUAUAUUUUUCUUUUAUAUUAAAGUUAACAGAUUUGUUAACAAAUAAAGAAAAUUUAUUAUUUCUAUUAUGGAUUUUUGUAAGUUCAGCAAAAACUAUUUUUUUAAAUAAUCAUUGUAAUAAUUAUUAUCGCGAGGUAGAAGUAACAGCACAUUUGCUUCGAGAAUUAGAAAUUUGCUAUUUGGAUAAUUCUAUUAAAGACGAGGUACAACAAUUUUCAUUACAACUACUUCUACAUCCGUUACAAUUUACUGCUGGAGGUUAUAUUCUUAACAAUAAAUUAUCAAUGUUAUUUUUUAGUACUAUAGCAACUUAUUUGAUCGUAUUAAUACAAAUAAGUUCAACGCCUAAUUUGAUACAGCCCUUGUCCCAUAUUUCAAGUCAUUAAUAGUAUUUAA
Apis dorsata (giant honeybee) is the source of this 626-nucleotide messenger RNA. Its product is annotated as gustatory receptor for sugar taste 43a-like. Gene Ontology annotation, cellular component: membrane. Gene Ontology annotation, biological process: sensory perception of taste. The transcript has 5 exons. The record is from RefSeq and is a predicted model, not a curated record. Lineage: Eukaryota; Metazoa; Arthropoda; Insecta; Hymenoptera; Apidae. Bases 26 to 616 code for a protein of 196 amino acids.